Messenger RNA from Aspergillus oryzae RIB40, 699 nucleotides. RefSeq lists its product as uncharacterized. The coding region runs from base 1 to 699 and encodes 232 amino acids. The record is from RefSeq and is a predicted model, not a curated record. NCBI's taxonomy places the organism in Eukaryota, Fungi, Ascomycota, Eurotiomycetes, Eurotiales, Aspergillaceae. The transcript has a single exon.
AUGGAGCUCGAGUGUGAUUUCAUGUGGAAAGCUCAUCGGCAAGAGCCGCAAUCCGGGCCCGUGCUUGUAUCCAUAUCUUGCUCUCAUUGUACCAGCAGCCACCAUUUGGUCGGUGACUGCCCAUCCCUUCCGCAACCUUUGAAAUCUUCGUCCUGGACGUUGAAAGGAGUUGAUCCGAAUAUGGUUACCAAUAUCAAUUCUGUGGUCAACGGUAGGGGCGGACCUUCGUCUAGAGGUCGAGGUGGGAUGAAGAUUAGGGGCCGUGCUGAUGUACACUCCUCUCCGGAUGACAGCGAUGACUUGAUGACUAGACGACGGCCCGUAGGUCGUGGUGGAAACCGAGGCAAUAUCCGGAUUGGUAGUGGAAUUGGGAAGAACAAGAACCUAGCGCCGGCCGGCUCGCGAGGCCCAGAUAUGGAUUCUCGUCAGUUUUACAGGGAUCGUCAGGAUUUCCAUUCGGGCAACGCACGCCAGCGCUCCUUGUCCCCCAACCCUCGCCGCGGAAGAGGCAAGGAUACCUGGCAACCUGCACCUCGUUCACCGCCACGAGGCCAGUCCAGGCCUCCUCCUCGUGGGGGAAGAGGCGGUGGCCGGGGACGUGGCGGACGUGGCAAUGGUAAUAAACGAGGGGGUAACGGCGACAAUUACCGCCCGAUGCCGAGUGCCGCUAAAAAGGCUUGGGAUAAGUAUAGACUCUGA